AUGGUGGUGCUGGUGCUGGUGGUGCUGUUGUCGUUGCUGUUGCUGGGAGUAUCAGAUCCGCGGCGCAAACACAUGCCACCGGCGCCGGCGGCGUGGCCCAUCCUCAACCAUUCUCUCUACCACAUGCAAGACGACACGGUGACCAACGCGAUCCGGUGGGCGCGCCAGUACGGCGAGGUGUUCCGCACGCGCGCCGGCACCACCGACUUCAUCUGGCUCAACUCGCCCGAGGCGGUCAAGGAGCUCAUCGACCGCAAGAGCGCCAUCUACUCCAGCAGGCCGCCGAUGCCUAUGGCCUCGGAUUGUGCCAGUGGAGGCCGCCGCGUCGUCAACAUGCCGCACGGCCCGCGCUGGCGCACCAUUCGCUCUAUCCUCCAUCGUCUCCUGACGCCCACUAUGUCCCGGUCGUACGCUCCCGCCCAGUUGUAUGAAGCGAAGCAGUUGUCGGUCGACAUUCUGGACAAUCCUCGAGACACAUACAUGCACAACCGACGCUACACGUCCAGCCUGAUCAUGCAAAUCACCUACGGGCGACGACUCCCUGAAUGGGAACACCCCGACGUGACCAAGAUCUUCCAAGUCCUCCAGCGAUUCGGAUCGAUCCGCCGGCCGGGCAGCUGGCUGGUCGACAGCUUCCCGGCACUGGCCAAUUUCCGGGCAUUCGACCUGGUCAGCGACUGGCGACGGGUCGGGGCGUCGAUCCACCAGCAAGACUCGGCGGUGUGGAUGUUCUUCUGGCGACGCAUGCAGGCGGAGCUGGAGAGCGCGCAGGCGCCGCACAGCUUCGGCAAAGCCUUCAUGACGGGCGACUGGCGCGGCAAGGGCCUGGACGAGCUCCAAGCCGCCUACGUGCUAGGCACCAUGAUCGAGGCCGGCGCCGAGACGACCAGCAUACAACUCAACAAUCUGAUUGUCGGCGUGCUGUCGCGCGGCCGCCACGUGCUGGACCGCGCCCACGCCGAGAUGGACGCCGUCGUCGGCCCAGAUCGGACCCCGACCUUCGACGACGAGCCGCGCUUGCCCUACCUCCGCGCCAUGGUCAAGGAGCUCCUGCGCUGGAGAGCCAUCAACAAGUUCGGCACCAACCACUACGCCAUGCAAGACGGGUGGUAUAAGGGCUUUUUCAUCCCCAAGGGCAGUAUUGUCAUGAUCAAUACCUGGGGCAUCCAUUACGAUCCGAAGAGGUUUCCCGAGCCAGAAAAGUACGAACCAAUGCGUUUCUUCAACCACCCCCUAUCUGCCGCCGAAGCCGCCGCCGCCGCCGACCCGUCCAUGCGCGACCACUAUGCCUACGGUGGCGGCCGCCGCAUCUGUCCCGGCAUGCACGUCGCCGAGCGCAGCCUGUUCAUCAACAUCGCCCGGCUGAUGUGGGGCUUCGACCUGCGUCUGGCCCGGGACGAGAACGGCAUCGAGAUCCCCGUCGACGCUAGCUUCCAGACGGGCUAUUUGCCGGGUGGUAUGGCUAUUGCCAAACCAUUCGUAUGUGGUGAGUAG
Molecule: messenger RNA, 1494 nt
Organism: Capronia epimyces CBS 606.96
Lineage: Eukaryota; Fungi; Ascomycota; Eurotiomycetes; Chaetothyriales; Herpotrichiellaceae
Exons: 4
Coding region: 1-1494 (497 amino acids)
Molecular function (GO): heme binding; monooxygenase activity; oxidoreductase activity, acting on paired donors, with incorporation or reduction of molecular oxygen
Source: RefSeq, a predicted model, not a curated record